Molecule: messenger RNA, 4143 nt
Organism: Marchantia polymorpha subsp. ruderalis
Lineage: Eukaryota; Viridiplantae; Streptophyta; Marchantiopsida; Marchantiales; Marchantiaceae
Source: the annotation of a GenBank genome assembly
CCAGUCCAGUCCAGGCCAGUCGUGACCGUUCGCCUCGACGCGUCUCAGAGCUCUGAAGAUUCCUGCGCCAUCCGUCCAUCCGUGCUCGCUUGCGCGAAGCCAGAACGCCAUCGUCUCCAUCGCCUCGCCGACCGCAGUCCCCGUUCUCUUAACGUGGUUGCCCAGAACCACGUGGAGCCCGAUACCACGGCGGGGCGAGGCGGGGCGUCGCAGCGCUUGGACCCAGCUUCCGAUCUCGUCGACAGAGGUUUCGCGAAUCUCUCGUGGCGGCCCGCAAGAAAGGAAGGAACUGCGGACCCUUCACUGCAAUGAAAUGCACGAUAAUUACAACAAGAUUUUGACAUGCGUCGAUAUUCUCUCCGUGGCCUUGGCGGUCGGAUUGGCCAUGGAAGAUGGUCCCCGGACUCGCAGCAUCGGAUCCGAGAGCGGCGAAGAUGAGAGUGCAGAUUCCGAAGGAGACGAGGAGCCGACGAUCACGGCCACGCAAACGCAGGAACACAAAGACGAAGCACGGAUGGAGUUCGUGUCAGACGAAGAACCUGCGCUCGUCGUCGACCCCAUGGCCAGCCCGAAGCCUUGUUCGGAUCCUCAACCUCCUCAACCUCCUCAAGGUCCUCAAGGUCCUCAAGGUCCUCGCAGUCCCGAGAGGAGGAGGACGAGGAGCCCGGGCGACGAUCCUUUCGAUUCCGCCUCGGAAGACACGGCGGACGGGGGGGAGGUGGAGGAGAAGGGUGACGACGCGAAGAAGGUGACGGAGUUCGAGAGGUCGAAGGCGAAGGUGGCGAUGGAGAUCAAAGACGUGCUGGAGAAGCGGCAGGCGUGCGAGAGCGAUCUGCGAGCGAUGGCGGUGGGGGGGCAGUACGCCUUCGACUUAUGCUUCGACUCCUCCGUCGAAUCCUCGGACGGCUCGUCGAAGGACCAUCCCGUGAGCGUCAGGGUGAGCGGACGGAGCAAGGCCGAGCAUCCCGACAACGCGGCCUUCUUCCCCCGGGGAGGAGGAGGCUCGAGGCGCUCGAGCGAGUUCACAGUGCUCGCGGCCCUCAGUCGCGACGAGUCCAGGGGUCACGGACAUGGGCUUCACUCGAACACGGAACGGGAACUAGAGGCCGCAGCAGCAGCCGACCGAGCCGCUGGAGCGCGGCGUCCCAACGAUCACGCUCCCGCUCCCGCUCCGGCGCCGUACGGACAGGAAGGCCUGCACUCCAACACGGAAAGGGAACUCGAGGCGGCGGCUGCCGCCAGGGGUGCGAGCGGAGGUUCGUUGGCUCGAUCGGGGCAGGCAGGCAGCGCAAGCGCGCACGGAGGACGAGGAGGCCUCCAUUCGAACACCGAGAGAGAACUCGAAGCAGCGGCGGCAGCUGCUGAGGCGGGCCGUUAUGGCCCCCGGGCGUCGGUGGACCGGGAGGAGGAGCGAUCGUCAGCGCGAGGAGGAGUGCUGCACUCCAACACGGAGCGGGAGCUCGUGGCCGCGGCGGCAGCGGUGCAUGCGCAUCUGCCGAUUUCGGGGCCUUACGGGCAGAAUGCUGCAGCACGGCCGUCGCAAUCUGCGCACGGAGGAGGAAUUCAUUCGAACACGGAGAGAGAGCUCGUGGCCGCGGCGUCCGCGAGGGAGGCGGGCAUUUCGUUCUCCGGACCUUAUGCUCAGAACCCGGCCGCCGACGCCGAUGGGGCAAUUCGCAGCUCAGGAGCCUCGGUGCUCCACUCCAACAGCGAACGAGAACUCGAAGCAGCGGCGUCGGCGAGAGACGCCGCCGAUCGUCAUGAACCUCCUCCUCCUUCUCGAAGAGCUUCGCGCGAUGCCCCGCAGCCGCAAUUGAGGAGCGAGAGGAGGCUUUCUGAGAAAGACCUCAUAGGAACGAGCAUUGCAGCGGCUCUGCACAUCAAUCCCGCGCACUACAUGGGCACCCAAGCUCACCCCUCCGCGCCUGCAGGCGCUCAAGAUUCCGAGCCGAAGUUCAGGCGAGAACGGAAAUUGUCCCAGAGAGACCUCGUCGGUAGCAGUUACGCCAAAUCUCAUCGUGCCCUCAACUCAGACGCGAGCGGUCUCCACCGCCAAAUCGCAAGCCCCCCGCCCAACGCCAGACAGAAUCGGAAGAUGUCACAAAACGAUCUCCUCGGGCUCGCGCACGCAGCGGUCAGACCUGGAGACCGAGAGGCCGACGACGGUGCGCCUGCCGAGCGUCCGAGGCUUCCACAAGCACCCUCGGCGCGGUCGGACGCACAUUCUGCUGCUGCUGCUGCUUCUCACGGACCCAGGCAUCGUCGCGACGACGACGGCGGUGGCGGCUCGGGUCCGUCGAAUGGCGCGAGCCACGGCCGACCGCAGCACCACACGGAGACGCAAACUCACUCCGCAUCGUCGGCUGGGACUCAGACUUCGAUUCAACCUUCCCCGAGGGGCGAUCGUGACUCGACCUCGCGCGACGAGGACUCGGGAUCCCAGUAUCCCUACAACGACGAUUUUGCAGCCGCCGGAAGCGGGCAGCGUAGGAAUCCCCGGAGCACAGCUCAGAGAGAUUUGAACAACGCUCGUCGAUAUCGGCCCUACGAAGCCCAGGGCUACGCAGCCCAUUCGAGAAACUCCAAUGAGGAGCCCGUGGAUCACACCCGGAUGGUCGAGGUCGACUCGUCUGGAGCUCGUGCCGGAGCUCAUCAUGCUUCGUCGGGCUUCCGGUGGACGGGUGCGUCUGCUCCUGGGCCAGAUCCGGAUCCGGAUGAUGGAGACGAUGGAGACGAUGGAGAUGAAGAUGGGUCCUCAUCGGACCCGCUUCACCCCGGUGACGACGAUGACAUCGACGCCCAGCUCAUCCCCGACGAUUACAUCGACGACUAUCCCCCUCCUCUACGACGUGAACCUAGCAACGAUGACGAGACCGACCCAAUGUACGAUCCACAACAUGUGCCCCAAAACAGCCAUUCCCAUUACAGCCCGUUUCCACAAUUCUUCGCUCACCAUCCGCCUGUACCUCUGCUUCCAGCUGCGGCUCCUCCUCCUCCUCCUCCACCCGAUGAUGAUUUCGGACAGAAUCAAGUAGGAAAUCACGGGACACCUCAUGGCGAAGGUCUUCAACCUCGCGAUCGGGCUCAUCAAUCGUACCUGCGCAUCAGGCUGCCAGGGGAUCGGUUGCUGCAUCAUAGACCCAAAUGUGGGCUGCUCAUUGUGUCAGCAAUGAGGAGAGACAAGAAUCUUCCGGUCGAUCGCAGGAAGGAUAACCGAAUCCCUCGCACCCCGGGACGAGUAGAUAUAAACUUCAGCCCCAGGACGGGGGACAUAAUUCUACGGCACGUGCGGCUGCCAGGUCAGGGUGCGGUGGAGAUUUGGAAUCCAGGUUUGCAAACGCAAGACGGUGACUCGCUCAUUCGCUUCAAACUGGACCCCUGGUCUUACGAUAGCAACAGUAGGACCUCGUCGAAUUUGAUCAUUGUCAAAGCCAAAGGCUACAUAAGCUUCGAGAAGAUGUGGAUUUACAUGGGUCGUGCCAUAAAUAGUGUCACCAAAGCUGAGCAACGAGUUCUUGGCGUCGGUGCGAUGGACGGCCGGACAGUGUAUGCAAGGUAGCAAGCCUUGAAUGCAUGCCAGCACGCCUGCUUCUCAUUGUUCUUCAAAAAAUAUAUCAUACCAUAUUCUAGCCGUAGAAGCAAAGCAUGGGUAGCGCAUGAUCGUUCGGAUGGAGGCCCUCGGAAUUAAGACCGAUGAACUGGGCUCCGUGGAAAAUUGCGAACUGGGUAAGGAGAUUUCCAUCGACGCCCGGGGCUGGUUCUCUCGUAGUAGCUACGUUGCUCCUUUAGCUCGUGGUAAGAUCAGCUCCUCUGAGUACCAAAUCCUCUGAAUAAUCGGGACUUCAAGUUUGCCCUUGCUCAUUAUCUCCCGACGAAGUAAGACAAAGUUUAAGACAAAGUUAAAGGUAGAUUUCUACUUUUGUAACGAAGAAUCGAACCAUGAACGUGACAUACUGCCUACUCUCCAUAAUGUCUACAUGUCGGAAGGCUUAUGACGAAAGUCAUUGUUCUAACGCUUGUACCUCAGCGGCAGCUGCUCGUGGUCCUUGAACUCGGCGCUGACGUUUUUUAAAACAAGACAAAGAGAAAUUUGUGGUCAAUUAAAUUGGUUAUAAUUCAAUUGCCCGGGCACCAUGGCAAUUU